This is a messenger RNA of Macadamia integrifolia, 1428 nucleotides long. RefSeq names its product transcription termination factor MTEF1, chloroplastic. The transcript has a single exon. Gene Ontology annotation, biological process: regulation of DNA-templated transcription. The record is from RefSeq and is a predicted model, not a curated record. Bases 291 to 1277 code for a protein of 328 amino acids. Gene Ontology annotation, molecular function: double-stranded DNA binding. NCBI's taxonomy places the organism in Eukaryota, Viridiplantae, Streptophyta, Magnoliopsida, Proteales, Proteaceae.
CUUGAGGAUCAUAGAAUUGAAACAUAAUUACUCUAACAAAUCAUGGUAACACAAUGUUCGAUUUAUGUAGGUUUCUCCUCAAAUUUAAUUUGUUUUCUUUUCUUGUCAUCCAAACAUAGCUGCAUCUGUGGAUAACAGUUUUUAGUAGUCGUUUCAUAUCAAAAUCUCUGCUUCCUUCCCUAGCAAUCCUAGCCACAGCUGUUUGCCUUUUUGUGCGUCUCGGUCCAGGAGAAAAUCCAGGAAGUAUUCAACACAUUCUCUCUAUUCAACAAUCAAAUGUUGGAUUCAAGAUGAUAAUUCGUCUGCAAUUCCCUCACAAACCCCCAAUCCCUCACUCCUCGCAGCCUCCUAUACCAAAAUCCAUCAAAAACACUAUCCCUGUCCCUAUCCCUAUCCCUUCCCCAAGAAAACGCUCUGAAAUUCUACUGGACGGCUUCACCCCUCUCAGAACCCGCACCCUUUCUGCUCCUCUCCCCUUCAACCCAGCGUCUGCCGUCGAUUCUGGUGUCCUUUUCCGUGAGAAGCUUCUCUACCUUGAAGCCCUCAACGUUGAUUCCUCCAAAGCCCUCGAGAAGAACCCAGAUAUCCGGUCAGCCCCGGUCGACUCCCUCAAGUCCGUCGAGAAAUGUCUAUACUCAAUGGGCAUCGAACGCUCGGACGUCGGCCGCAUCUUUGGAAUGUACCCUCAGCUUCUCACUUGCGAUCCCUACACCCAUCUCUACCCUGUCUUCGAUUUCCUUAUCAAUGAUGUCGGAAUCCCAUUUCACGAUGUCCGUAAAUCCAUCAUUCGAUGCCCUAGACUCUUGAUUUCCAGCGUUCGUGAUCAGUUGAAGCCUGCCCUCUAUUUCCUACGCAGGCUUGGAUUCGUGGGUCCUCACGCAAUCAAUUGCCAGACGACCCUGCUCUUGGUUUCCAGUGUGGAGGGCACCCUUGUGCCUAAGUUUGAGUAUCUGCAGGGAUUGGGAUUUUCGUACAAGGAGACGGCUAAGAUGGUUUUAAGGUCGCCUGCGUUAUUGACGUUUAGCAUUUCCAAUAAUUUUCAGCCCAAGGUGGACUAUUUCAUAAACGAGAUGAAUGGAGAUUUGGCGGAGCUCAAGAGGUUUCCCCAAUAUUUCUCUUUUAGUCUGGAUGGGAAGAUAAAGCCUCGGCAUCGGCUUUUGGUCGAGUAUGGGUUCUUACUUCCUUUGCCGGAGAUGCUGAAAGUUAGUGAUGGUGAAUUUAGGGAGCGUUUGAUCGAAAUGCGGUUGCGUACUGUGGAAGAGAGAGCGUCUUUGUAAGUUAUAUGUGCUUUUGUAUCUUUAUUAUAUAUCACAUUAACAGGAAAUCUACACCAAAAAUCAGUUGUCUGAUUUUAUUCCAUGAAUGUACAAUUUUUAUAACCCCAAUGACUGAGAAGAUAAUCACAAUUGGCAAUGGGAUUUGUAUGUC